This is a messenger RNA of Babesia bigemina, 759 nucleotides long. RefSeq lists its product as hypothetical. Lineage: Eukaryota; Apicomplexa; Aconoidasida; Piroplasmida; Babesiidae. The coding region runs from base 1 to 759 and encodes 252 amino acids. The record is from RefSeq and is a predicted model, not a curated record. The transcript has a single exon.
AUGGAAGCUUACAAAAGGCGCUGCAUAAAGCGCUACCAAUAUUGUGAUUUGGCGUCUGCCAUUUUCGACGGAUAUCUCGUAUAUUACAUUGUCCGUCAGGUAGACAUCACCGGCCGGUCAAAGGCAAUGAUAGAAAUAUUUGCAACAUGGUUUAGGAUCGUCUUUGUUGUAAAAGUUUUAUUGCACUUAUUAGUUGUACCCGUGUUUGUUUUUACUGGAUCUGUAAGUAAAAUUUGCUUGACCAUCAUUCCCUACGAAACUGAGAGUAUUAUGCCAAUAGUACUGCCAGAUGCAAAGUCUUCGAGCAGUGAAAUCCCAACGACGCCAAGUGCAAGGGCGGUAUUGACGUACAAGUACACGGAAAAGGCGAAACUGCUUUUUCAAACGUUCGGACUCGUCUGCUUCACUGCACUAUUGCUUACCCUUGAUCACUACCUUCACAGGCUGUUGGACAUCACACUCAUGGCUAUGUGGUUUUGUGCGGUGUCAUCUGCGACACAGCUGCAUUAUGUGUACUUCCGAGAUUAUUCACCGUGCAGAGAGAGCAAACAGGGCGAAUCGGAACUUCUUCAUCCAAGAAUAAAAUGUAUGUGGAUGUUAUACACCGUUACGAUGAUUGCCGGGUGGUCAUUUGGUAAUUAUUUGGCAUUGUUGGAUUGGGACGAACCUUAUAUAUUCUUCCCAAAUGCCAAUUUCAUCGGCAUGUGCCUCGGUCACCUGGCUGCUGCAAUAUUGACUCCAAUAUGUUCUAACGUGUAG